AUGCCAACAAUCGGUGCUCUGAAACCAGAGAAACGCGGAAGGAAAGAAGACCACUAUAUUAAUGUUCACUCUGAAAGUGACGCCGACAGUGAAACUUCGUCGAAAGAUCACUCAUGUGGCACUCCAAAAGGAUGUUUGGUGUGCCCGAACGAAUGUACCGGCCCAGAAACGUGUCCAAGGUUCCUCGGUAUGGACGUUGGGUCUCGAUGGAGAACCUCAAGGAAAGCACUUUUCCGAUACGUGCCAAUUACUAUCCACGGCAACGGAAAGAAAGUAAGCACAUAUGCUUUUCUCGACGAUGGAUCAUCAGCGACUCUAAUGGAGCACAGUCUACUGGAAGAAUUGGGUCUAAAGGGAAAAUCUUAUCCGUUGUGCCUUGAUUGGACCGGUGGUCACCAACGAGAGGAAAAGGAAUCGCCCAGCUCAGCCCCAGUCAGCCCCAGUCUGCCCAGCCCCAGCCUGGCCCCAGCCCCAGCCCCACCAGCCCCCGCCCAGCCUGCCCAGCCCUGGGCUCCCAGCCUGCCCCAGCCCCAGCCCUGCCUGCCCCAGCCCCCAGCCCAGCCCGCUGCCCCACCGCCUGGCCUGCCCUGCCUCCAGCUCAGCCCUGCCCCAGCCUGGCCCAGCUCCGCCUCAGCCCUGCCCAGCCUGGGCCCAGCCCCAGCCCUGCUCAGCCUGGCUCAGCCUGGCCUCAGCCCUGCCCAGCCUCAGCCCGCCUCAGCCCUCCGCCCUGCCCCGCUCAGCCCGCCUGCAGCCCGCCCCAGCCUGCUCAGCCUGCUCAAAGCCUGCCUCAGCCUGGCCCAGCCUGCUCAGCCCUGCCUGUGCCUCAGCCUGCCUCAGCCUGCCUGCCUGCUCAGCUCAGCCAGCCUGCUCAGCCUGCCUGCUCCCAGCCUGCCCAGUCCAGCCCCCAGCCUGGCCCAGCCCCACCAGCCCUGGGCUCAGCCCUGCCCCAGCCUGCCCAGCCCCAGCCUGGCCCGCCCCAGCCCGCCCCAGCCUGGCCUGCUCAGCCCGGCCCCAGCCCUGGCCCGUGCCCCAGCCCGUGCUCAGCCUGCCCAGCCCCAGCCUGGCUCAGCCCCAGCUCCCGUCAGCCCGCCCCAGCUCCAGCCCCUGCCUGCCCAGCCCCUGGCCCAGCCCGCCCAGCCUGGCUCAGCCCGGCCUCAGCCUGCCCAGCCUGCCCAGCCCGCCUCAGCUCCUGCCUCCAGCCCUGGCCCCAGCCAGCCUGCGCUCCCAGCCCUGCUCAGCCUCCAGCUCCAGCCAGCCGCUGCUCAGCUCCAGCCUGCCCAGCCUGGCUCAGCCUCUCAGCCCAGCCCUCAGCCUGCUCAGCCUGCUCAGCCUGCCUGCCUGCCUGCCUGGGCCCAGCUCCCGCUCAGCCUGCCUGCCCUCAGCCCGCCCAGCCUGCUCAGCUGCCUGCCUCAGCCUGCCUCAGCCUGCCCCAGCCUGCCUGCCUGCCUGCCUGCUCAGCUCAGCCUGCCAGCUUCAGCCUGCCCGUUGCUUGUGCUCAGCUCAGCUCUGUUUAAAGCUCAGUUGUCAGCCUGCCUCUAA
Armigeres subalbatus is the source of this 1539-nucleotide messenger RNA. RefSeq lists its product as uncharacterized. The coding region runs from base 1 to 1539 and encodes 512 amino acids. The transcript has 2 exons. NCBI's taxonomy places the organism in Eukaryota, Metazoa, Arthropoda, Insecta, Diptera, Culicidae. The record is from RefSeq and is a predicted model, not a curated record.